This is a messenger RNA of Vicugna pacos (alpaca), 6218 nucleotides long. It is a transcript of the gene MCM9, whose product is annotated as minichromosome maintenance 9 homologous recombination repair factor. The record is from RefSeq and is a predicted model, not a curated record. Gene Ontology annotation, biological process: double-strand break repair via homologous recombination. NCBI's taxonomy places the organism in Eukaryota, Metazoa, Chordata, Mammalia, Artiodactyla, Camelidae. Gene Ontology annotation, cellular component: nucleus; MCM complex. Gene Ontology annotation, molecular function: single-stranded DNA helicase activity; single-stranded DNA binding; ATP binding.
CCGCCCCCACCCCGGGGCCUCCUCCCGCCUCGCCGCCGCGCUACUCCGCUGCCCGGCCCGAGCUCUCCGCGCCCCUCGGCCUCAGGAGCAGCGCGCCCCUGGUGACUUCUGACACCACGCGUCCUCCAUUACUUGGAUCCGAGAUGAAUAGUGAUCAAGUUACACUGGUCGGUCAAGUGUUUGAGUCCUAUGUUUCAGAAUACCAUAAGCACGAUAUUCUUCUCAUCUUGAGGGAAAGAGAUGAAGAUGCUCAUUACCCAGUUGUGGUUAAUGCCAUGACCCUUUUUGAGACCAACAUGGAGAUUGGGGAAUAUUUCAACGCCUUCCCGAAUGAAGUACUAACUGUUUUUGAUAACGCACUGCGAAGAUCAGCCUUGACGAUUCUCCAGUCCCUUUCUCAGUCUGAGAGUGUCUCCAUGAAGCAGAAUCUUCAUGCCAGGAUAUCAGGAUUACCUGUUUGUCCUGAGCUGGUAAGGGAGCACAUCCCUAAAACCAAGGAUGUGGGACACUUCUUAUCUGUCACUGGGACAGUGAUUCGAACGAGUCUGGUGAAGAUCCUGGAGUUUGAGCGAGACUACAUGUGUAACAAAUGCAAGCAUGUAUUUGUGGUCAAGGCUGAUUUUGAGCAGUAUUAUACCUUCUGCCAGCCAUCCUCAUGUCCCAGCUUGGAGAGCUGCAAUUCUUCAAAAUUCACUUGCCUCUCAGGCUUGUCUUCAUCUCCAACUAGGUGUAGAGAUUACCAGGAAAUUAAAAUUCAGGAACAGGUUCAAAGACUAUCUGUUGGAAGUAUCCCACGAUCUAUGAAGGUUAUCCUGGAAGAUGAUUUAGUAGACAGUUGCAAAUCUGGUGAUGACCUCACUAUUUAUGGGGUCGUGAUGCAACGGUGGAAGCCCUUUCAGCAAGAUGUGCGCUGUGAAGUGGAGAUAGUCCUGAAAGCCAAUUAUGUCCAAGUAAAUAAUGAGCAGUCUGCAGGGAUCAACAUGGAUGAGGAGGUCCGAAAGGAAUUUGAAGAUUUUUGGGAAUACUAUAAAAGUGAUCCCUUUGCAGGAAGGAAUGAAAUAUUGGCCAGUUUGUGCCCCCAAGUUUUUGGAAUGUACCUGGUAAAGCUUGCUGUGGCCAUGGUGCUGGCUGGUGGGAUUCAAAGGACUGAUGUUACAGGAACACGGGUCAGAGGUGAAUCUCAUCUUUUAUUGGUUGGGGAUCCUGGCACAGGGAAAUCUCAGUUCCUCAAAUACGCAGCAAAGAUUACACCGAGAUCUGUGCUCACCACAGGAAUUGGAUCUACCAGUGCAGGUCUGACGGUAACUGCUGUCAAAGACUCAGGAGAAUGGAACCUGGAGGCUGGGGCGUUAGUCCUGGCAGAUGCAGGUCUCUGCUGUAUCGAUGAGUUUAACAGCCUCAAAGAGCAUGAUAGAACCAGUAUCCAUGAAGCAAUGGAGCAACAAACCAUAAGUGUUGCUAAGGCUGGCCUCGUGUGCAAGCUGAACUCAAGGACCACCAUCCUGGCAGCAACUAACCCCAAAGGCCAGUACGACCCCCACGAGUCUGUGUCGGUGAACAUCGCCCUUGGCAGCCCGCUCUUAAGUCGAUUUGACCUGAUCCUGGUCUUGCUUGAUACCAAGAAUGAAGACUGGGAUCGUAUAAUUUCCUCCUUCAUCUUAGAAAACAAAGGUUAUCCAAGCAAAUCAGAGAAGCUUUGGAGCAUGGAAAAGAUGAAAACCUACUUCUGCCUCAUUAGGAAUUUACAGCCCACACUGUCUGACGUGGGGAAUCAAGUUCUUCUCCGGUACUACCAGAUGCAAAGGCAGAGCGAUUCCCGGAAUGCUGCCCGGACAACUAUCCGCCUGUUGGAAAGCUUGAUACGAUUAGCAGAAGCUCAUGCUCGCCUGAUGUUUCGUGACACAGUGACUCUGGAAGAUGCUAUUACAGUGGUGUCAGUAAUGGAGUCCUCUAUGCAGGGAGGUGCACUGCUAGGAGGUGUGAAUGCACUCCAUACUUCCUUCCCUGAAAACCCUCUGGAGCAGUACCAGAGGCAGUGUGAACUUAUUCUGGAAAAGCUGGAGCUGCACAGCCUCUUGAGUGAAGAGCUAAGAAGACUUGAAAGGUUACAGAAUCAGAGUGUGUAUCCAUCUCAGCCCCAGGCAAUGGAAGCAGAGAUGACUCCAGGGUCCCUGGGAGGUGAUCCAGGGGAAGAAUUAAAGUUCAGGACAUCAACUCAGCAGGAAAGGAAUUGCAGCACACGUCCGUCCCCUGCUGGAGGCAGUCCCGGGGGAAGCCUGCUUCUCAAUCCCGCAUCCCAUCUGGGGUCUGAUAGACUGGCAGGUAGAAGACAUUCAGCUGAGCACAAAAAUAACCAAGAUGACAGUUUGGACUGGUUUGACUCCAUAGCAGCUUGUCCCAUUGAGCCUAAAAACACCAUUCCUGUGUUUCCUAGUCCCAAAACCAGUGGGGGGAAAAUGGCUUUGAAAAUCUCCAAUAACACAUCUCAGAGUAGAGGAAACAGGGAGCCAGGCCAAAGUCACAAAUUGGAAACUGGAGCUCUUCCAGCACCAGAAGAGACAGAGGCUCCAUUGAGGCCAGAGAGCGUUGAGGGUGAAAAGGCAAAAAAUGCAACAGUUUCUGAAGCAACAUCUGCCGAUGAACUAGAUUCAGUACUGACUCAUCGUGUCCCCAGAAAACUACACAAGCUGCGCAAGGAGAGGGCUCAGGAAUUGUGCAGGAAUCCCGCUGGGCCGCCCUUGCAGCCCACCAGCCCUUCCCAUCCUCAGCCCACCCCUGUACAUGGCCCAGAGAGAGAGCUGCAGACUCCCAAAAGAAAGAGACAGAAGCUCCAUGCUCAUGCGGAAGACCCUGAACUCGAAAGUGCUGAGAGUCCCCUUCCUCCUGUGGCUAAACUGUCAAAAUUUACUUUCAAACGGAAGUCAAAACUGAUCCAUUCUCCUGAAGACCGCAGCCUCGUGUCUCCUGGCACAAGUGAAGUCGCAGCUCAAAGUCCUGAAAUUCCCCAACCUAGUGCAAGAGGGGAAGCAGCUCUGCCUGGGAAGGGUCCAGAAAAGCUGGCCUCUGCCUCAGGAAUCAGAAGCUCGGCUCAGCUUCAGGGUAAGACAAAGGAGGUGUCACCGAAGCCACCAGAGAAAGGACCAAGAGAGAAGAAGGCACAUGCCCCUGCAGAGGGAGCUAUUCAGCCUGAGCUAGAGCUUGGGAACAACACUGGGCCUUUCCCUCUUACUUGUGAAAGAGACAGAAAGGAAGAGGGUUCGUGCAGUAAUAAAAGCGGUAAGGUUCAUGCUUGCACGUUAGCCAGACUGGCAAACUUCUCCUUUACUUCUCCCUCUGAAUCCAAAUCAAAAUCCCCUCCUUCUGAAAGUAAGAACCCAGGUGAGGGAGGAAGCCACAGCUCUUCCCCUGUGACCACAGCUACAGCGCUUGGCAGGAAGAGGAAAACUUUUCAGCUGGAGGGAUCCACUGAGAGAUUGAGUCUUUCCAGAAAAUCUCUCUUCACUUUACCAGAACUCGAUGAUGAGCCAUUAGAUUUUGACUGGGAUGAAGAAAUGAGAAAAAAGCCAUAACCAUGAAAAGCUUUCCGGUCAAAUUUCAUGCUCCUCCACUCAACCGAGCACCUUCAGGUCGUCAGCGUGGUGUUUAUAUACGUACAGAACUGUUAGCCAUGCUGAGUGCCACUCUGAACACCAGCUCCCCGUCAGGUUUUAUAGACUCAGGUUUAUCUUCAUGACUUGAAAAGCUGUGCAAUCAGUGUAGACUCGUGUGAUAGCAGCGCUUGAGUUGAAUUAAUUGAUAAUUGUGCUUGAUUUUGCAAACAAAGUACUUAUAUUCCCAAAGAUGUUAGUUUUUAUUUUUUAGGGAUGAGUCUUCCUGAGAUGGGUUCUUUCAUUCACUCAGGAACAAAUGCCAGAAAGGUUAGUGCUCAUAAAGCUAACAGGUCAGAGGAAUUCGUUUUCUAUUUUUUCCUUUUUGUUUUUUUCUUUCACCCAAGAUGUGCUGAGUGUGGUAAAUAUUGUGACUUGCCAAAAUCAUAUGAUUUUCUAAAUUUUUUGUGUUUAUUCUCAUGUUUCAGAUUAAAUGUGACUAAUGCUGUUUUUUCUUUGAGAGGCAUUAUCACAGUUCCAUGAUAGUCUUAAAGAUCUGGCAACUGGCCAAGUAGUAGCUUUCUUGAGAUUUUGACCUUUUGAGUUUUCCUUUCUUUCUCAAGCCAACAGUUUGUGCUUCAGAUUCUUGUUUAUGUCCUGGGGACUCACCUUCAACACAGUUUAAAUCUUGUGGUUGGAAGAAGAGUGUGUGCAGUUGUCUGAGUCAUAUAUCACAGCAUUUACCCAACUGGUUCAUAUGGAAACGUGAUGCCUACUAAGUUAUAAUUCAUUUGUCUUUAAAACCAAGCAAUGACUGUGUUUGGUAGGAAGAGACAACUCAAGCUUUGUCCUUCGUAAGUGCUUUUAGAAUCACUUCUCUUAGAUUCUAGCAAGGGUUGUUAGGGUUUCAUAACUAUACACUUUCUCUUCUGAAGUAUGAAUUUGGGAAAUACAUUCUUUCAUUGUCUGAAGGACUUUUGGACAUGAUGGGACACAAAAUUAUAUUACUUUGUUUAAUGACCACUUUAUUAAAUUCAUUAAGAAAAAAAUUUAGGAACCCCAAUUUUUCUUGAGCAUUUAAAAAUUAAUUUCAAAAUUAACUUAAGUUUUCUGAAAAUUUUUAAACUAUGAGUACAAAUUUAGAGUGGAUGAGUGUUUUGAAUCUUCAGACACUUUAAACAGCUGAUAAAAGACAUACACAAGCAUUGAUUAUACAAGUUAUUACUGCACAAUCACUUAAAUUUAUCCUAAAACAGCAAGACUAUGGUUUAGGCAAUUUCUUCAUUACUUCUGUACUUACUUAAUAAUUUCCCAGUGUAGUGUGAUUCUUAAUGUGAUAUAUUCCUAAUCUUUCAGUAUUAGUACUUACCUAGGUUUUUAGCAUUUUUGCUAGAAUUAAAGGAAAAGGAAACGAUAGGGGUUAUUGACCUGUUGAUUCUUGGUCUAGACAUGGUCUGAUUGUGUAGACUAGGGUAAUUCAAACCUGAGCCACAGUGUUGAGCUGUCUUUUUUUUUUUAUGGUAAACUUUUAUGUCCCUUUCUUAUAAAUCUUUGUCUUUAAAACAUGGUAUCUUUUGCAGUAACGAUGCAUUAAGCUUGGCAUGGAUAGUACCUAACCUACUGGUUUGCCAUUCAGGGUAUUUUGUUCUAUGACUUAAUACGGUUGCAUUCUAGAGCUGUCAUUUUGCGUUUCAAUCUCAAUUCUAGAGCAUUUAGUCUAAAGUAGUUGUCUCUUUAGGUCACUGAGUAACUCAUCUUUUAAAAUACAAUGUUGACUAUACUUCAGUUUUUUUAAAAAAUGAAAAUGAAUAAAUAAAAUACAGAGUUAAAUUGUCUUCCUUAGUUAUUGUGCAUGACCAUCUAUGCCAUCUUCUACCUGCUUCUUAUCUGUACUCACUAUACAUCCUAUUAUUUGUGCUAAUAAAUCCACCCUAUAUUUUUUAGUACCUUCUGCCAGAAUCAUUUAAUCAAAUUACAAGUUCCAUGUGUUUAUUCUUCAGCACUUACCCAGAGAGAAAUAACUACAUAUGUAAAUAUUAUAAACAUAAUAUUUAGAAGAAAUAAAACAGUCAAUAUGAAUGCUCCCCUACUUACUACAAAAAUUAAACUUCUAUCGCAGCUUAGUUUUGUGUUAUGAUUACCUCUGUGCUUGGAUUUGAUGCUCAGAUUCUUACAACUUGGUCAAUAGGAAGUCUCUUCAUGUUGGCACCAAUGUCGUUUAAGGACUCUGACUUAAGCAUUCAUGCUAUCUGAAGACAACAGCAUGUUUCAGACCCUUUUUACUUGUUUUCCUGCCUCAAGUCGUAGAAUCAGCGAACCCUAAGGCACUUUAUUUCCUUUAGAGGCCAGGGGUAUUAAAGGCCGAACUCAGGGUUUCAGGGAUGCUCGGGGAAGUCAGUACUACCCCUCCUGUGGGGUCCCUUUGUAGUUUAAGAGCCGAAAUAUUUAAUGUCCUAAGGUUACAUUUUAUCCUGCUGUGUCCUGUGUUUUUAUACUGUAUGAUUUCAUGACAACCAAGACUUUUUCUUAUGUGCUAUUUAAUGUGUGUACCAAGGAAAACAGAUGUCUCAGGGGAAAUAUAUACAGUCUCAAAGUCAUAUUUCUAGUCAAUAAAGGAAAGUGUAAAAAUAA